UGCACACACCUUGAACACCCCCAUGAUGUCUACAGGCACAAAAUUAGCCUGUACACUACCACAGAGUCCCCACAAGCUUGUACAGUACGCUCUACCUAGGCGUUGCCCAUUACAACUUAGUUGAUAGGUAAGAACUGGGAAAGGUGAGGGAUUUUGAGGUAGUGUGAGCAAUACCACUCUUGACUGGCUUAUUGAAGGAGACAGAAAUAAGAGCCAACAUUUCGUUUAAAAUGUCCUCCACACUGAAAAUGGUGCUGCUGCUCGGCAUGAUGGGUUGUGGGCAUUUAAUCACAGUGACGGUUCCCCAAAAGUUUGAGAACGUGACAAAGGGUGAAAGUGCUCUUCUCCAGUGCACCUUUGUUACCACUGAGCAGAAAACCAGUGACCUCAUCAUCCAGUGGAAUUUUAUUUCCAAAACCUCCAUGGUGCCACAGCAGGUGUAUUACUCUCAGUCAGGAGAGGGUGUGAUUUCCAAACCAUAUGAAGGCAGGUUGAAGCCUUCCAGCUCUCCAGCUUCUACCAACAAUGCCUCAAUAACAAUAAGCAACAUGAAAGUGUCCGACGCAGGGGCCUACACCUGCGAAGUCCGCAACUUCCCUGAUGUCAGUGGGAAGACUGAGGCAACUAUCAUUGUCAACAUUCUUGAGAUGCCCUCUGUGCCGUUCUGUGCUGUCCAUGGUGAUGUGGAGUCUGGUCACCUGGUUACCCUCACCUGCCACAGUGUGCAGGGAAGCCCCACCCCCUCCUAUACCUGGACAAGACUGGACCAGGACAAGACCAAGAAACCUGUGCUGGGGUACACCGAUCCAAAAAUAGGAUCCUUGUAUAUUACAAACAUAUCCCAGUUUGAGUUUGGAGAGUACCAGUGCAGUGCCUCUAAUGAUGUGGGAGCUGAAACUUGCACUGUGGAGCUCAACCAUGAGCUAGGUGACGGGGCCAUUGCUGGUGCAGUCAUUGGAGCACUUCUUGGAGCUCUCCUAAUCAUCCUUAUUGUCUUGUACAUGACACACUCCAUGAAGAAGCAGAAAUACAAGGAUACCAAGGAAACGGAGAUGCAGGCCAAACCUAAGAGUUCAACCACGGUGGCAUAUGAAGGCGUCCCUACCAUGGAGAGUAGCCACCAGGCCUCUGUAACCUCCGGAGGGGUUCCCAUGGCAACACACAGCCACGUCUAUGCUGACGCUGAUGGAGAAGAGGCCGAGGCUUAGGAGAAGCCUGACACACACGUCUGGGGUGACAUCACUGUCUGGGGUGACAUCACUGAUCUGAAAAACACUGCUGCACUGAAGGUUACCAAUGCCUGUGUGUUUGGAGAGAGCAUCCAUAGCAUUUUCUAUUUUGUUUCUGAGUUUGUGUUUUUGUAUAAUGUGUGUUUUAUUGACACAUUUAAAUAAUGCUUCGUAUUUGUUUUGUCACUUUAAGAAACUUAAAGUUAUUGUAUUCCGAAUAUCUUUAUUUCACACGCAAAAAAUACUAAUCACUCUACAGCCUGAUUAAUUCUAAUAUGUGGUAAUCCAUCCAUUCCCUGACUAGAUUUCAUGAUCUAAUGACAAUUGCAUAUUCAUUGUGACAUUCUAACCAAUGAUGACUCAUCCAGGUUUUCUGGAAAAAAUAAAGAAUUUUGCAUAAA
Messenger RNA from Salmo salar (Atlantic salmon), 1630 nucleotides. RefSeq names its product V-set and immunoglobulin domain-containing protein 1. Gene Ontology annotation, biological process: epithelial cell morphogenesis; maintenance of gastrointestinal epithelium. The record is from RefSeq and is a predicted model, not a curated record. Gene Ontology annotation, cellular component: plasma membrane. NCBI's taxonomy places the organism in Eukaryota, Metazoa, Chordata, Actinopteri, Salmoniformes, Salmonidae.